This is a messenger RNA of Styela clava, 931 nucleotides long. RefSeq lists its product as uncharacterized. The record is from RefSeq and is a predicted model, not a curated record. NCBI's taxonomy places the organism in Eukaryota, Metazoa, Chordata, Ascidiacea, Stolidobranchia, Styelidae.
UUAUAAAUUCAGUUUAUUUCAUUAUUCAGCUUUUAUACCUUGAAUAAAAUAUGUACAUACAUCAACUAUUUUCUGUGUUUGUAAUCGUAUCAACAAUACAAUGCCUGCUCGCAUUCCCGGCAAAUUCAGCCUGUCAUUCUAAUCAAGACGGGCAAGUACCUGAGUCAGUUUACGAUGUCCUGUUUUCAAACGUAAAAAACAACGAAGAGAAACGACAACACUGGACGACAGGUAUAGGCCCCGGUGGAAAAAGAUCGUUCAACGGCUUAGAAGAGGAUGAUGACACGGUGGUUUCAAAUUUAAACAAAAAGAAACUUGGCUAUUUGAUAUGGCUGACAAUUUUGCGAAAAAAUCCUUACAAUCCUGACUUGAUGACUCGUCAACAUUGGACAAGCGGGUUAGCACCUGGUGGAAGAGCAGUUAUCGAUAAGAAGCAACAUUGGACAACUGGCUUAUCUCCAGGAGGAAAAAGAGAAUUUUAUCACCCUUACGAUUCUGAUGUAUCACGGAACAAUGAAAAAGAAAAGACAAACUCCGAAUACAUGAACAACUUUUACAAUCAGCUUCAGACUGACUUUGAGAAGUCGGACAACUGGAACGAACCAGUGAUGCGAGGAAUGAGCAAUGAUAUCGAGCAAGACUGGAUAUCCGAUGGUCUCUUGGGAGCACACGGUCACUAGAUUCCGAAAACGAUAAUGCCGUUCUUUUGCCAACGUUUCAGCGUAACGAUGCUGCAGGAUCGAUAGUAUCUAGUCGCCAGGCUAAUCCAGAGGAAUUAGCGAUUCUUGAGUAAUCACAACGAAAGCAGCCAAUUUCGAUAAUAAUUUUCAGCCGUGCAUCAACGUAUAUAUAUUUUUUGCAAAAAAGUAUUAUGUUGUUUAUGUGUAAAUAUUGCUUUUGACGAGUUCAAUAAAAUAUUGUGAGAAAUGAG